AAAGAAAAAAUAAAUAAAAAUCCCUAUAGGCUUCAUCUAUGACCAUCAAAUCUGCUCUGAUCCAAUUACCAACUUCCUCAAAUCAAAACUAGUUCAAUACAUUGACUUCAAAUUUCUGAUUAAAACCCAUUAUCAUGAAUCAACAUCAAACAAUUUCCUUUAAACCUAUUCUUCAUUCUAUUAAUAAUGGAAACUAAACCCAUGGUUAAUCCAUUAAUCAUCUAGUCUUUAGAGAGAAUAGAACUCUGGACCUCACUCGGGAAAUUUAGUGUUACAUGCUCAUGAUUCUCAACACCCUUCUAGUCUUAGACUAAGAAGAAAAGAUCAAAAAUGGAUAUGUUCAAAAAAUGGAAGAAGAACAUACUAACAAGAUGCAAGUCAACCAAAGAAAAACCCCAAAAAACAAUAAGCAACAACCUCAACACAUUGCCAAAAUGCAAGUCAUACCCACCACCAUGGUGUAGUCCUAGUCCUAGCCCAUCAUCCCCAUCUACAAAGGCAAAGGCGAAGCGACCGAUGACACCAGGAGGGUGUUUUUCAGUGUAUGUAGGAACAGAAAGACAGAGGUUUGUGAUCAAGACUAAGUAUGUUAACCAUCCUUUGUUUAAGAUGUUGUUGGAUGAUGCUGAACAGCAAUAUGGGUAUAGUAGUGAAGGGCCUAUUUUGCUUCCUUGUGAUGUUGAUUUGUUUUAUAAAGUGUUGGCUGAGAUGGAUUGUGAUAGUACUGAUCAUAUUAUUCAUUCUUAUGGGUGUGGUUCAUAUGGGUCUUAUUCUCUUCUUAGUCCUUCUAAAUUGCUUAAGAUGAACCAAUUUUAAGAAGUUUAUAUAUGUAUAUCAGCUGAUUUGGUUUGUUUGCAGUUUUGUAAGUUGAUUUGGUUUAGAAGUUAUUAGUCUUGAAGUAUUGUGUUUAAAAUUUACAUUUUUUGAUGUUACUUGGGGUUUGGAUUGAAUGUACCUAUAAUUUUGUGUGGUUUAGUAAAUUGGAUAUGUCUAACUCAUGUAUUGAUAGAGUAUAUAAUAUAUCUUGGAGUUACAAACUUUAUUAGGUAUUGUUAGAGUAUAUGAUAUAUUCUAGGGUCUCGAUUAUUUGCUUAAGCUUUUGGUUGAGUUGGUUUCUUGACAUGGUAUUAGAAGUCAAUGUGACAAGACGUCAUGACCUCAAAUCUCCACUACCCCUCAUUUAAAGUAGGAUAUUUAGCUUUUGGAUGGACAUAGAUAAGUGAUGCAUCCACACUUCUAGCCCAAAUGCUCUCGUGAGUGUCAGGAUGAGGAGGACCCGCGCCGCAUCCACACUUCUAGCCCAAAAGGCUCUCGUGUGAGGGGAAUGGUAGAAUAUUAAUUGGGCUAUACAACACAUAUAUGGAGAACGUCUCACAAUGAUACUAUCUCAGACAAAAAUUUGUGAUAUAUAACAUAUAAUGGGACAUAAACUAUUAGCUUAAGCUUUUAGUUGUGUGGAUUCAUUAACAAUUAUAUUAUAUACCCUAUCAUAUACAUAUCUAAGCGUCAGACUUGACUGUUUCAAGAAAAAGUUUCAAUAUUUUGAACCAACAUUGAAGUAUCUAUGUGUCGUUCACAUACUUAAGUGUCAAGGAUCUGACACGAGUAUUUGAGAUAAAGUGAAAGUGUUCGAGUAAAGUAUGCAAAAUGCUAAUCACAAAGUUGGAUUGAGGGGUAAGGUCAGUUUAGGAUUCACCUGUGUUUCUUAGUAGAAAAACUAAGUCAUAGACAGUUAGAUACUCUUAAGUGAUCUAGAGCAACAACUAUUACCACAAU
Amaranthus tricolor (Joseph's coat) is the source of this 1776-nucleotide messenger RNA. Its product is annotated as auxin-responsive protein SAUR72-like. The record is from RefSeq and is a predicted model, not a curated record. Gene Ontology annotation, biological process: response to auxin. NCBI's taxonomy places the organism in Eukaryota, Viridiplantae, Streptophyta, Magnoliopsida, Caryophyllales, Amaranthaceae. The coding region runs from base 331 to 816 and encodes 161 amino acids. The transcript has a single exon.